Messenger RNA from Bursaphelenchus xylophilus (pine wood nematode), 14230 nucleotides. The record is from the annotation of a GenBank genome assembly. Lineage: Eukaryota; Metazoa; Nematoda; Chromadorea; Rhabditida; Aphelenchoididae.
AUGCGACCACGGCACGAUCGCGCGGGGCCGUCGGGCGUUGACAGCCCGACAACGACGUCCCGCUCCGCCACGCCCACCACCAAGAAGCACCACCAUCCGUUCGGCGGGCUGCUGCGCCGCGAACUGCACUUGCACAACUUUUUCUCGCGCUCCCGACCCUCACGUCAUUUCAGCCCACCCGUGAACCCCUCCGAGCCCAACACCAGCCAGUCCUACAAGCAGUCGCCGACGUUGCAGCGCGGGGAUCGGCAUGGGAUGACGGGCAGCUCGGGACGACUGCCGUCCAGCUCCAGUUCGGGCGGGUUUCAUCAGCAUCUGCUGGGCGUCGGAAGUGGAGGUCCGCACGCGAGACGGGAGUCGUUCUUGUACAAGCUGAACGAUGAGCGCGACUUUCAACCGACCUCAGCUGGUGGCUGUAGGCCGGUCUCCAGAGCCAGCUCGGUCGCUUCGCAGGACCCACAGUAAGUUGGGGGGUGUGAUGAUAAAAAAAUGGGGGUAAAAGGGAGGAGAUGAUGGGUUAAAUAAGGCUGGGCAUUGUUUAGAAAAUACAUACAAGGUAUGUAGAGCUCUCUACAAGGCAAUAGGGCCAAUGUAUUUGCCACCAAAAGGAGUUACAUGUUGUCAAAGGUAAAAAUUACUAAAAAAUCAGAUUUCUCUGCUUUUUAGGCCACUUUUACCAAGAAUACAACUAAAAAUGCCGCACGUCAAACUGACAAGGGAAGUACUUGAAGUGCGACGCUCAGAUUUUGAUAAAAAUUGGCAUAGAUGGAGAUUGGAAUUUUCUUAUUCGAUUACGAGCAUCCUAGCUCGCGCUUUGCAGAAACCGCCGAGAAAGAAGGGCCGGAAUAUCGAAAAAAAUCUUCAAAUGCCGACGAAUUUCCCUGCAAAUUCUCUUGAUCUUGGCAUUCCGUUCCUGGAGAAAAAUAUUUUUUGUCGCAAGAAAUUUUUUCUUGAUAAUGUUCAAGACUGUUUUGUUGCUUUUAUGUGGAUUAUGAUGUGUUAUUUUCACUUUUUUAUACUCAGGACAUGAUUCUAGCGCUAUUAAUUGGAUUGUUGCCAUCCGAAGGGUAAAAUGUUUCGUUUUUUUGACGAAUUUAUGCAGCUUUUCCUCUGCGGAUGGGCAAACCACUCUAAUAGUUGCUUCAAAGUUGUUUUGGAGAGAUGGAAAGCGCUCUGCUUUGUGCGUGAACGUUAUCAUAAAGUAAGUCUUCAAAAAAUUUAUUUUUUCACUAUUAUUCAGUUUAUUCCAUUUCAGCAAACAAAGUAAGGGUCCCAAAGGUGUUCCGCCAUUGUACUCAAUGUUCCGAUGGUGCACAAUCGCUGUUCUCGUUGUUCUGAAUUUGCUUGCUGAAAUAAAAAAUAAAAUUUUUGGGAAACUUACUUUAUGAUUCGUUCAUACACGAAGUAGAACGUUUUGCCUCUCUCCUAAUCAACUUUGAAGCAACUAUUAGAGUGGUUUGCCCAUCCGCAGAGGAAAAGCUGCAUAAAUUCGUCAAAAAAAACGAAACAUUUUACCCUUCGGAUGGCAACAAUCCAAUUAAUAGCGCUAGAAUCAUGUCCUGAGUAUAAAAAAGUGAAAAUAACACAUCAUAAUCCACAUAAAAGCAACAAAACAGUCUUGAACAUUAUCAAGAAAAAAUUUCUUGCGACAAAAAAUAUUUUUCUCCAGGAACGGAAUGCCAAGAUCAAGAGAAUUUGCAGGGAAAUUCGUCGGCAUUUGAAGAUUUUUUUCGAUAUUCCGGCCCUUCUUUCUCGGCGUUUUCUGCAAAGCGCGAGCUAGGAUGCUCGUAAUCGAAUAAGAAAAUUCCAAUCUCCAUCUAUGCCAAUUUUUAUCAAAAUCUGAGUGUCGCACUUCAAGUACUUCCCUUGUGAGAUGAGCUAAAACAGUCCGGUGAAUGGAUUGGUAAUUUGCCAAAAAAAGAAGCGAAAAAACGUUUUGUCGGGGAAGAAAUGGGGAAUUUUUGGGGCGAGAGAGCACGUUUUUGCGUGUCUUUUUUCUCUCUUUCUCUGCGAAAUCAAGACGAAGUGUAAAAAACCGAUAGCGAAGGGUCUAUUCCGGUCACCGGACUCCUCAGUUUGACGUGUGCCGCUGCUAGUAUAUUUCGAAGGAUGAAAAUUCAUCUAGCAUCUACUUUCAUUAUUUUACGGCCCUUUAUUAUCCAAAUUUCAAAAAAAUUUAUUUUUCCUCAAAUUUCGACCCAAAAAUCCAAUCCAAAGUUCGCUCCAGUUGAACUCAAUUUCCCUCCAAAGUUUAAUCACCCAACCCCAACCCAUCCUGUGCGCCAUAGAUCCGCCCGGAUUCGGAUGACGCAAGUCGGCGGCAAUCCUCAACUUUUUCGGAGUAAGUUCCCGUUUAAAACCCAACCGAUGGGCCGCCGAAUCGCCGAAUAUUUAAUUAAGCGCGAAGAGGGAAAUCUUUUCAAGAAUUUCGCUUUCGAAAACCUUCUCCGCCGCAUUUAUUGGGGUUUGCAGGACGCGAGAGCCCCAAGAAUGGAGACGAGCCGGCUUCGCGAACGUUUACGAGGAGGGCCGAAGUGUCGAAGAUAAAACGCAAAAUAAAGAGGGGCCGGAUUCGUGGGGGGUGCCCGGGAAACGCGCGCCUCUCCUUGGCGGCCCCCGGGUAACAGUUUAAUUUCACUGUUUGCCUUCAUGCCAAGCGCUGCGCCUCCCGAUGUCAUCACAAGGGUUUUGAGCCCAGAUUUCGGGUCGGCUUCGGGGGUUUGGAGGGUGGAAAUUUUUUUGGAUUUUUUGUGGGUUAAUGGAAAGUUUUGGAUGAAAAAGAUGGAUUUUUGAGAUUUUACAAGUAUGUAGGCCUUUCAGAUUAAAGUAGUUGGUAGUACAAAGGUAUUCUAUCCUAUUAAAGGACUUUAAAUCAGGGUUUUUGGCCUUAAACUGGAAAAUUUUUAGAUUUCUGGGCCUGUUCUACAGAUUUUUGAUGAUUUUUCAUGAGUUUUGUAAAUUCAAGGCCUUCUAUCUUUCGGAUACUGACAAAUUCUAUAUCUCCCACAAUUUUCACACCAUUGUCGAUCUUUGAAAAUUGAAUUAUUGGCAGUUAUCGGCCUUAACUAUCAGUAAUCGAAUUUUUUUAAUGACAAACUGGCGGUUUUUUCUGAUUUCUUCAAUUUUGCUUCAAUUUCUUCAAAAUUUAUAACCCUAGACCCCUCAGGAUCUCACAGCAAUAUGUUUCAUACUGUCUCGCAAUACAAACAGCGAUUAGAUUUCAAAACGUUUUUUGGCAUUUCUCUCAAUUCCCCUCCUUUUAGGGAGAUUUUUGAAGAUUUAUCAGAUUUACGGCUUGUUUCCCGGGAUUGACAGCUUAUUUCUCUCGUUUACAACCAGUUCACGGGACGUUUCGUGCGUUAGUUUCGUUUGCAAGGCAUUUUGAGGGUUUUUGAAAAACUAAAAUUUUUCAUUUUUUUCAAAGUUUCUCAAUUUUUUGGGGAAAAAAAUGAUUAAAAAUGCAAGAGAAGUAUCCCAUGUGCAACGCUCAAAUUUUCUUCAAAUUUUUCACACAUAUCGGGGAUAGACUAAAUAUCAAUUCCUGAAAGUUUUAGCUCACGCUUUGCAAACGUCACCGAGAUAUUGAACGAUCUUUGCCGCCGAGAGAGUUCGCUAAAUGCGGAGUGCGGUCAGAGAGAAAAGCGUUUUUUGGCCAUAACUUUGCUAGUUUCGUGCGGAAAAAAUUGAUUUUUUGUGGAAACAUUACGCUUUACGGUAGAAAAAGGUGUGCAAUUUUUCGUGCCGAAAUUCGGCAAAAAGACUGAAAUUUUCGCCGAUUUUCGAUCUAAAAAUCUUGGUAUUUUUUGCAAAGCGCAAGCUAGAAUUCAAUAUAUAUUUUUAGAGAGAAUUAUUCUAAAUUUGUGCCAAGUUUCAGCAAAAUCUGAGCGUCGCACUUGGGGUACUUCCCCUGUAAAUAAAAUAAAUAAAAUUCAAAAAAAAUUUUUUUCUCCGUCUUCUCAUGGGGUUAUGGCGGUUCUGCAGCAAGAACAAAAUUCAAUAAUUAAAAAAUUUUUAUGGGAUUUUUUCCAAACCCAUUUGACCGGAGGAUCCCACGUCACUCGGAGCUGUGGCUUCUCGGAAAAGUUUUGUUCCCCGCAGAAAACAUCCCGGUUUUUGUUCAUCUUAUAGGUUGGGUUCAGAAAUCAGCAGUUUUUUAUUUCCCUUCAUUACUAUGGAAGUAAUUUUUUGUUACAAAUAAUGAGUGUUUUUACGUUUUUUUGUUACAAAUUUUCACUUUUUGCUACUUUAUGCCGACUUCUAGGAGAAGACCAUAUUUUAAGAGGUAAAAUGGGGAGGUUAAUUUGCGGAUAGGCUAAAAUACGAGCUUGAAAAGGGUAAAAUACGAGCGUUGACUUUUCCUCUUUUUUUUGAAAAGUUAUAAAAUACGAUAUUUGUCCUUCAAAACUCUAAAAAAUAUAUUCUAUUAAGUUUUGGGAUUUUUACGAGAAAUAAGUCCUUUCAGCCCUCUUAAAAACCUCUAUAACUAAUCAAAAACAGUGUUUUACAAUGUAUAUAAAAGUGGUCACAGAAGUUCUCGGAGUUUAUUUUCCCUGUUGCGUCGAAUUCCAGUGCAAAAAUGGGACGUUUAUUUUGGAAAAUCUGUGCCAAAAAAGCUGAAAAUUUUAAAAUUGUUAGAAAAAACCACUGCAGAUUUUGAAAAAUCGCUGCAGGACGAAAAUUAAAGUGUCCAGUGAUUUUUCAAAAUCAAUGUCAACACAUUUUUGUACUGGAAUUUGAGCAAAAAUGAAAGUUGCGGACUUCUGUGACCAUCUUUAUAUGUAUUUUUGUCCUUAACCAACUUUUUGCUGAAGAAAAAUUUUUAGGUCAAGAUUUUCUUUUUUUAAGCGAGAUUUUUAGGUUAUAAUUGUGCCAAAAUUUGAGAUUCAGGCUUUUUCCCAGGGUGAAAAUUACUCUUUUGUCGUAGCACUAGACGAUUUUUUUCGACGCCAAAUUGACAGAGAGUUGGCAAAAACCUUUUCUCUCUGGUAGCUCUCCGCGUUUCGCGCGGUCUCUCGUUUUAAAAAGGUUGUUGAAUAUCUCAGCUGCCGUUGCAACGGGAAAGCUGAAAUUUUCAGGAAUUGAUAUGUAUUCUAGGCUCAGCUUAUGGGAAAUUUUUUUUGAAAGUUGGGGGUUGUUGUUUGGAUACUCGGAUUUUGAAAAUUUUUUAAAAUAAUUGAAUUCAAAAUUUGAGAUUCGGGCUUUUUCCCAGGGUGAAAAAUACUCUUUUGUUUGAGCACUAGACGAUUUUUUCGACGCCAAAUUGACAGAGACUUGGCGAAAAAACGGUCUCUCUCUCUGACCGCCCUCCGCAUUUCGCGAAGUCUCUCGUCUUAAAAAGGUGGUUGAAUCUCUCAGCUGUUGCUGUAACGGGAAAGCCGAAAUUUUCAGGAAUUGAUAUGUAUUCUAGGCUCAAUUUAUGGGGAAAGUUUUUUUUUAAUCUGAGAGCUCUUCUCUGAAUACUGUGAUUUUGAAUUUUUUGGAAAUUAUAAAAAAAUUAAAAUCAAAAAAUUUUUUUUUUGUUUUUUUUUUAUUUUUAUUGAAAAACAAAUCUAUUCCUUUUUUCCCUCCAACCCCUUUUUCUCUCCCCUUUCAGUUCAUACAAUACUAAUUUUCAUUCAAACGCCUCGCUCUACGUCGCUUUGCGCCCUCAUUGUGCGUAAAUUCAAUAUUUGAAAACCUCGGGGCGAGAAAGUAACAAUGAACGAGGGAGUGGGGAGAGGAAAAAACUUUUGGGAAAAGGUUCCGGACGGGGCCGCUCAAAACCCUCAUGCAGAAAAAUCGACGUCAACGACCUUUUGUGGCCGGCGUGUGUCCCUCGCAGCCUGCCCCGCAGCCUGCCCCGAUGUCUGUGCCCCCCCUUCUUCUUUUAUUUGGCCAACUAUGCGAAUUUUCGUGCGAAACGUCCCAACAUUUCACAUCGUUCCGAUUUCAGCGUUCGGGAAUGCCCCCCGCCGGGGGUUUGGAGCCGGCUUCUGGGACUUGGGAUUUGGGGAUUUUUCGAAUUUAAAAGGGAAAUUUCUUGGGAUAAAAGUGUGAUUACAGAAAAAAUACAUUAAUGACAUGGUGAAAAAAUAUUUUUUGAUUUAUUUUUUUUUGGGUUUUUAAACUAAUUUUUUCAAAAUUCCCUGGAUGAUGAAAGACUUUAUGAUGGGUUCCAAAAGGUCGCAAUUUUUUUGGCAAAAGUUCACGAUUUUAAAAUGAAAUUUCUUGAGGAAAAAAUAGAACUAAUAAAAAAAUAUUGCCUUUGUUAAGCAGCCACCAGGCCGACCUGAAUUUCGAGAUUUUUUUUAAGUUUGAAUUUUGGGAUUUUUUAAUUUUAAAUAGAAAUUUCUUUGGUUAAAAGGCAAAAAUGUGAUAUAAAAAUCUUCUCUCUGUAACAGUACCUUUAUAUUUGCUGGAUUUUAGCCUUAAAAGUCGAUUUUUUGAAGGUUCCCUGAUCCUCAGGGUUUUCGUGGUGGGACUCAAAAUUUUCAUUUUUUAUGCAAAUUUACGCCUUGAUUUUUUCUCACAGCGUUUUUUCACGGUUAAAACAUCAAAACAAUGCUUUUUAUCGAUGAUUUACAUGAUCUCAAGUUUUCGUGCCGAGACCCAAAUUUUUUUCUAAAAAUUUUUUUAUUUUCAAAUCAUAAAAAAAUCUUGUUUUUCAUCAAGAAACCCAUUUUUUGUUCUUCCAAGGCCUUCUUGGCCUCAAAAAUUCUCCAAUUUCCCCCCUUCACAUCAUCUUCAUUAGGUCCCGGCACGAAAACAAUACUUCUCCCGUUCCCAUUUUCGCAUCGGUUUGGGGCCGCGUAAUUAGAAUUAUUCAUCCGAGAGAUUAGUCAAUUUCAACGGGAUUAUUCGCUUCCGGACGCUUUCUUUUUUUUUUGUUUGUUACUACCGCGUUCGGCGUGGGAAAACCGUAAAAUUAUUCGAAAAUGGGAUUAAAUUUCGCGGGAGAUAAGAUCGAAUUUCGCGACAACAACAAUAUUUUCGUACCAAAUAUUUGAUUUGCAGCGGUUUCUGGAAGAGAAUUUUUGAUUAUUGGGGGAAUUUGGAAAAAUUUUGGGUCUCGCCACGAAAACUGUAAAAAUUGAAAAAAAUGGAUUUGAAGGUUUUAAGAAUAUAUUUUAAGUGCUUAUAAGUACGAAUUGACAGAAAUUAAUUUUAUUUUUGAAGUGAAUCUCAAAUCGAAAAUUUUGUUUUGGUCUCGCCACGAAAAUUUUUAAAAUUUAUUAUGCUUUAUUUUUACGCGAGAGAGCGAUUCCCGCCGUAUUUUACACUUUUUUUGACUUUCACAGUCCAAAAGUUUUAUAGACUGCCAAUUUUUGGGUCCCACCACGAAAACAACUGAUUUAGAUAAAUCGAAAAAUCCCGACUUUAAGUUUUUAGUAUGUGUAGAUUCUUCGUAUUUUACCUCUAAAAUUUCAAUUUUAUGCAAAGUUUUAUCUAAAGGCCUUUUUUAUCAUCUUUUUAUCUUCAACUACAUUUCUAAGCCGUAUGACGCUCAAAAAUUGGAUGAUUAAAAUACAACUAAUGCUUUUUUGGACCGGAAUUUGCAGUUUAGUAAUUGCAAUCUUCUUUGUCUUUAGGUUGGAGCUAAUUUUUGGAUUAAUCUUUCAUUUUUUGCUUAACUUUUUAGGAUAAAAUUGCAAUAAUUACGGGAAAAUUUAGUCAAAAUUUUGCUUUUGCAUUUGAAAAGGUUGUAAAAUACGCCGUGAUGCCCUUCCACGUUGUGUAAAGUUUCAUCAAAAUUUGGGCUUCAAACUCUUAGAGAUUUCCUCUGUAAAAAAACUAUAUAUUACAUAUAACUCUCUGUAAAGAAACUAUAUAUAUAUAUAUAUUGCAUAUAAAUCAAUUUUACAUUGCAUAUAUAUUGCCUAUUAUUCGCGCGUCUUUCUCCCUCCCUUCAUUGACCACACUCCACAACUUUACAGUCCUCUCUAACCGGUUAACCUUCCCUCUUCCCUUCCACAUGUAGUAGGCCAACUCUUCCCCGACUCCCUCGCAACGCCCACUAAAGAGUUGUUGGAUUUGUGGACUCUCCGCCACGCUGGAGCAAAGUCAGACCCUCCUGGAGCACAGGAAGACCUCCUGUGUUCUGCCGCGACCCCCCACCCAACAAACCUUGUUGGGCGGGGUCAAGCGGCGAAAGUCAUCAUGCUUGAAUACAAGCUCGUUUAUGGGUACAAAAAGGUAGAGGAAUGGGAAAAAAUGGUUGGAAAAAUAUGUUGCGGAAAUUUGCAAAAAUAUUAUUUUUCAAUUUUUAUCUAAUUUCACGAAAACAGGAAAUUGAAAAGCUCAAAAAAAUGUGAAGAUCUAAUUUUUGGGAGCCGAUUUUUUUACGGGAUGUAUGAAUAUGAAUUUUGUAGGGCAAAUUGAGAUUUUUAGCUCGCGCUUUGCAGAAAUAAUUGAGAUUUUUAAUUUUAAAAAUUUCAAAAAAAAAAAAAAUUUUUUUAUUUAUUUAUUUUUUUUUUUUUUGAAAAUUGUGGAUCAAUUCUAGGAAGAAAAUUCAUUUUUUGCCAUAAAAAAGAUUUUCCGUGGUACCAGAAAUCAUAGAGAAGACGAAAAAAAUUUGUCUGACCGACUCUCUUCAUUCGAUGUACUCUCUCACAAAAGAAGAAGAUUGUUUAAUAUCUUGGUUGUGGUUGCAAAGCAAGAGCUAAAAUUUUUAGGGGUUGAUUUGUGACUUAUUUACAAUAAUUUUUGCAUAUUUAAGGGAUUUUUUGGAAAAGAAAAAUUUUUAAAAAAGUAUCUUUUUUCACAAAAAAUUCAGAAAAAGUUCUCAAAAAUCUCAAAUCAACUGGUAUUUUUUAAAAGUUCAAUCUAAAUCACCCUUUUUCAGACACGGCGAUGAUCUCAUAGUGACUCCAUUUGCCCAACUCUUGGCCUCUCUGCGCAAUGUUCGGGCCAACUUCAUUGCGAUCACGAACCUGCCCAACGAGGACGACAAGUAUCGGAUGCCUCGGAAACUCCUUCUACACACGCAAGCCCUCUCCGAACCCGCCCAACAAUGCGCGCAGGAGACGCUGGAGGAGCUGGAUUGGUGUCUGGACCAGCUGGAGGCAAUCCAACUGCAUCGGUCCGUGUCGGAGAUGGCCUCCAGCAAGGUGAGGAUUGGAGGUUUUGGAUUUUUUUUUUUUUUUUUUUUUAGGGUUUUAAAAUAUUGAUUUUGAGUCAAAAAUUGGAUAAAAAUGAGAUUUUUGAAAUUUUAAUUUUGCUUUUUAUACUAAAAAAAGAAAAAAAGAAGUUUUUUUUGUUUUUUUAGAAAUUGAAAAUUUUUCAAAAAAUUCAAAAAAUCAAAAAAAAAAAAGAUUUUUUUUUUAUUUUUCUCAUAAAAAAGUUAAAUUUUUUAAUUUUCAAAUUUGCUUUCCAAAAAAAUCAAAAAGAUUUUUUUUCAAAUUGAAAAAAUCAAAAAAAAAUUUUUUUUCCCCAAAUUACUUUUUUUAUAUGUAUUUUCAACAUGAUCUUUACCUCUUUUCAGUUCCGAAAACUCUUGAACAAAGAGUUGAGUCAGUUCGCGGAAAGCUCCAAAUCGGGUACUCAGGUGACAAAGUUCCUCAUCAACACGUACAUGGACCGGGGUGAAGAUGAGAGCAAUGAAGCCGGAGAUGUAAGUUUUUUGAAUUUUUUUGUCUCAUUUUGAUUUUUUUUUUUUUUUUUUUUUUUUUUGAAAAUUUUAAUUUUUUCCCCGAAUUUUCCGUCUUUUCCAACCAAAAAAUAUUAAUUUCACCAUCCAGCCCACGCAAAAUUGGAUCUCAAUUUUCUCAGAAAUUGAUAUUAUGUAUAAGAUAUCUUGAAUAUCUUGAACACGCAUUAAAAAUUUUGAGAUCGUAUAUAAGCACGCUUUGUUUUCCGAACGGCAAAGUGCGAUAAGUUUUUCACUUCGAGAAGGAGUUACUUUGCUACAUUUUUAAUACUUCCCGGAUGCAAAAUGAUACGUUUCUUGCCACUGGAUCAGGUCGUCAUUGUAAACAAAGUUUCAUCAUAAUCCGAAGUCAAUUCUCAGUUAGGGAGACACUUGACCCAUUUGAGAGGAGAAGCCCCCAAGUGCGACGCUCAGAUUUUGAUCAAAACUUGGCACAAAUUUUGAAUAAUUUUUUCUAAAUUAUAUGCGAUAAUCCUAGUAGCGCUUUGCAGAAACAACCAAGAUUUUUAGAUCAAAAGUCGGCCAAAAUUUGACACUUUUUGCCGAAUUUCGGCACGAAAAGUUUCAUGCCUAUUUCUACUUUGGAGUGUAAUUUUUCCACAAAAAAUAAACUUUUUCCGCACGAAACUAGCAAAAUUAUGGCCAAAAAGUGUGUUUCUCUUUGACCGCUCUCCGCAUUUAGCGUACUCUCUCGGCGGCAGAGAUUUUUGAAUAUCUCGGCGGCGCUUACGAAGCACGAGCUGAAACUUUUUGGAAUUGAUACUUACAGGGGAAGUACUCCAAGUGCGAUGCUCAGAUUUUCCUUAAAUUUUGCACACACAUCGGGUAUGGACUAAAUAUCAAUUCCUGAAAGUUUUAGCUCGCGCUUUGCGGGCGCCGCCGAGAUAUCGAACGAUUUUUGCCGCCGAGAGAGCACGCUAAACGUGGAGAGCGGUCAGAAAGAAAAACGCUUUUUGGCCAUAACUUUGGCAGUUUCGUGCGGAAAAAAUUGAUUUUUUGCAGAAACAUUAUCCUUUACAGUUGAAAUGGGCAUGAAAGUUUCGUGCCGAAAUUCGGCAAAAAGUGACAAAUUUUCGCCGACUUUCGAUCUAAAAAUCUCGGUUGUUUCUGCAAAGCGCGAUCUAGGAUUCUCACAUGUUUUUCAGUAAAAAUUAUUCUAAUUUUGUGCCAAGUUUCAUCAAAAUCUGAGCGUCGCACUUGAGGUACUUCCCUUGUUAGUUUUGUCGUCUUUGAAAGAAAUUUUUUGAAGAUUGACCGCGUAUUCUUGCAGCAUUUUUUUCUUUUCCCUUCACGUCUUCUUACACUUUGAAUUCCUAAAUCCUUUGACCUUUCCGACUGUUAUAAACAGUUUCACAUGUAAAAGUUCAUUCUUAUAAAGCCUUUAUCUUUGCAGGGAAGCACUGCCAUUGCGUCCACAUCAAACUGCGCCAGCCCGCAGCUGUCGCUGUUCAACAAGGCCAAGACGGCGGCCAUGUCCAAGAUUUCGGGGGUGCGGCGGUUGCGUGCCCCCACCCAUGCCGGCGCCCCGCCCGAAUACGGGGUGGAGUGUCAGAAGGAGAUUGUCGUCUACAUGGACCGGGUGAGUCGGAAAUUUCUGUUCGAAAAAAUUUGUUUUCUACGACUGAAACAUUAUCCCCAAACAUUAGACGGCGCAUUACAGCGGAUGUGAGGCCGGAAUCGUUGAAGUGAGAGGAAAUGCGCGUGGAACUGGGCAAAUAUUAAGAGGGAAAAAAGGAAUUUUUAACAAAUUUGGAGGCUAAAGAAAAAAAACGAAAAAAUUUCAAGAAAAAUUAGAGCUAAAAUACGAUUACAAUUUCCAAAUUCAGGAAAGCAAAGGUGUUUGCCAUCAUUAUUUUUUAAAAUCUUGUGGUAAAAAAUCAUAAAUUGGCCAAAAAAAUGAUUUUUUGGGAAAGUUCGGAUUUUUUUAAUUUUUAGAAAAGCCAUUAAUUUUAUAUUUGAAUCCCAGCUUCUAUUUCCGUAUUUUACCAGUUAUGUCUUCAAAAGUUCAUUUUGAAUAAUUUUACGACAACAAUCUAGUUUUUGAAACCGAUUCCCAUCAAAAAGCACUUUUAAAAAACCGAAAUUUUCAGAAUGCCCUGAGGCAAAUUAAACCUAGCAUCAUUUUAAACAAAAUUUCAAGUCGUUUUCAAGGCGUUUCUAUCAAUAAUAUGCCAAAAAACAUUCAAAACAAAAGGCUAUCAACGAAAUAAAACCCCUGAGUAUGUCCAUUUUUAUGCAAAUUUGCGAAAUUUUCUGAAAAUGAAAUUCCUUCUAGACGCAAGAAAAACCUUCAGGAACUCUCCUGGGAGGCUUAGUUUUUCUGUAUCUGAUCGAUUUUUGACAAAUUGACAAGUUUUUUGUGCCAUUCGUAUAUUGUACUAGGCGCAGGUGUUCAGGCACUAGUUAUUUAGCUCCACAGAACCGCCAAUGGUUUAAAGUUUUAUUCACAAUAAAAAGAGUGCCAUAGUCUAUAAAUAUAGUGUUUUUAAAAUACGCCCCACCUCCUCCUUUUAUCUUAAAAUUGUCUUUUCAGCUCGGCGACUGGGGCAUUAAUGUCUUCAAGAUCAACGAGCUCUCCAAAGGCCACGCACUGACCUCCAUCACCUACACGAUUCUCCGCGAACGCGGCCUCCUCAAACGCUUCGAUAUCCCGGCCACCACGCUGAUCACGUAUUUAUUGCAUCUGGAGCACCACUACAAAGACAACCCGUACCAUAAUCAGAUCCAUGGGGCCGAUGUGACCCAAUCCAUGCACGUUUUACUGUCCUCCACCGCGUUGGAAGGCGUUUUUACGGAUCAAGAGACGUUGGCGGCGAUUUUUGCCGCCGCUAUUCAUGACGUGGAUCAUCCGGGCUACACCAACCAAUACCUCAUCAACACGAAUAACGAGUUGGCCAUCAUGUACAAUGAUGAGAGCGUCCUGGAACAGCAUCAUCUGGCGGUGGCGUUCAAGUUGUUGCAGGAUGUGAGCUGCGAUUUCCUGGUGAAUUGGAGCAAGAAACAGCGGCAGGCAUUCAGGUGAGAAAUAAGCUUGCGGUAUCUUGUUAUUGCAGGUUUAUAGCAGCGAGAGAAACACUUGACUCAAACAAGUCAAGUGUUGCGCUGGCGGUAAAAAAUUUGAAAUUCCGUGAAAACUCCCUUGGUAUAGAAAAAUUUACUGUGUUUUUUAAAACAUCUUUUUUUGGCUUGAAAUGAAGACUUGACUCAAUUGGGUCAAGUGUUUCCCUUGAUGAUAAAAUGGUCAAAUUCUUAAGAAACAUGACGCAAACUUAGUGAAAUUCUAAUUUUCGCUUGCGCUAAAUUUCAAAAAAAUUUUUCGAAUUGCCCUGUGAAGGGAACACUUGACCCAAAUGCGUCAAGUCCUACUCUUUUGCCCAAUCUGUCAAUAAAAACCUGUCGUAUUUUAAAAAAAUCUUUUUCAUAGCAAGGUUUAAAAAGAAAACGAUUUAUUUUUUCAGAAAAACCGUGAUUGGAAUGGUCUUGGCCACGGACAUGUCCAAGCACAUGUCCCUUUUGGCCGACUUGAAGACAAUGGUUGAGUCCAAAAAAGUGGCCGGAAAUUCGGUUCUUCAACUCGACAAGUACAAUGAUCGGAUUCAAGUCCUUCAGAGUAUGAUUCAUUGUGCGGAUUUAUCGAAUCCAACCAAACCAAUCGAAUUGUACCGGAAUUGGAAUCAGCGAAUCCUGGAAGAGUACUGGAAACAGGGAGACAAAGAGAAGGAGUUGGGGUUGGAGGUCAGCCCAAUGUGUGAUCGAUAUAAUGUCACGAUCGAAAAGUCACAGGUGAGUGGAAAAAAUCGAACUGAAUUUUUUAAACGGGGAUUUUUUAAUUUUGAAAGGGAUUUUGUAAGGUUUUAAUUGAAAUUAUAUUUUGUCCAAGCUACUGUAAUAUCAAUAAUAAGGCUUUACGAGUAAUAAAAAACGACAUUACGGUGAAAAUAUCCGAUCAUAAGGACUGAGGGGAAGACUUGACUCAAUUGGGUCAAGUGUUGCACUCAAGGCGAAAAGGCUUCGGAUUUUGAUAAAACUUGACCUAUAUUAAAAUUAGGCUUUUCCGAUGUACAUACGACUUUUUUCUACUUACUCUUUGCAGAAUUCAACAAGAUUUUUAGGAAAAAAUUUGAUAAAAAAGUCGAACCCCUUUGACUGCAAAGAUCGUUGAAUAUCUCAGUUGCUUUGGCCAAAAAAAAUCUAAAAUUUUUAGGUAGUAAUUUCUAGGCCAUAUAAACUAUGCUCGCAAAAUUUUAGGGGUUUCUGGUGUUUUCCUCUCGAGAUCUAUCACUUUUUUGAUGAAUGACACCAAUAUUUCAUCUUUUCAAAUUUUCUCAUUUUCAGGUCGGUUUCAUCGACUACAUCGUACAUCCCCUCUUCGAAACGUGGGCCGAACUCGUCCAUCCGCACGCUCAAUACAUUCUGGAUCAGCUGGAAGACAAUCGGCAAUGGUAUUUGUCGCGGAUACCCGAUGAACCGGCGACCGCUCGCGAAGGCGACGAUGAAGACCAAGAGGAGGACGAGGACCGCAUGACUCAGCCACUCAGCGGUCAGUUGGAGCCGAUCCCAUCGCCCGACGAGUCGAUUGGCGACUCCGUGGAGCUGAACAACUAG